Aspergillus wentii DTO 134E9 is the source of this 1014-nucleotide messenger RNA. Its product is annotated as zinc-binding alcohol dehydrogenase family protein. Lineage: Eukaryota; Fungi; Ascomycota; Eurotiomycetes; Eurotiales; Aspergillaceae. The coding region runs from base 1 to 1014 and encodes 337 amino acids. Gene Ontology annotation, molecular function: oxidoreductase activity, acting on NAD(P)H. The transcript has a single exon. The record is from RefSeq and is a predicted model, not a curated record.
AUGACCACCAACAGAGCUGCAUGGCAGGAGAAGCCCGGAGUCAAACUCGACAUCCGGGCUGCGCCAUACACUGCACCCCAGGAAAACGAGCUCGUCGUCAAAGUCCACGCAUGGGCCAUCAACCCCAUCGACAAAAUAACCCAGGAAGUCGACCUCAGCUUCGUCAAAUACCCCCUGGUCACAGGCAUGGACCUCGCAGGCGAGGUAGUCGAAGUCGGCAGCAACGUUGAAUCCCGCUUCAGCAAAGGCGAUCGCGUCCUCGCAAUGACCGACGGAGCCCUUAGCGGCACUCCCUCUCAGAGCGCCUUCCAGGAAUACGUCGUCGCUCACUCGGUCCUCGCAUCGCCCAUCCCGGACGCUAUAUCCUACCCCGAAGCGGUGGUUUUCCCGCUCACUCUCGCGACAGCUGCUGUGGGUCUCUUUCAGAAGGACUUCCUCGGUCUCCAGCUCCCCUCUACACCCCCUCGCCCGGCUACCGGAAAGACAGUUCUCAUCUGGGGCGGUGCUUCAGCCGUCGGAUGCAAUGCGAUCCAACUCUGCACCGCGGCAGGAUACAACGUCAUCACGACCGCCUCCCCAGCUAACUUCGACUACCUGAAGAGUCUCGGCGCGAGCGCCGUCUUCGACUACAAAAGCCCAACCGUCGUCGAAGAUGUCGUGGCAGCGAUCAAUGAAACCGACCUUGCGGGCAUCCUGCACGCAGCUGGAUCGGUGGCUAUCUGUCUCGAGGUCUCUGGCAAGGCGAACGGAUCUGCGUUCGUGGCUGCGUCUUUGCCGAUUCCCGAGGAUGGUCCGGCUGGUGUCAAGGGGAAGAUGAUCUUUGCGAAUACAAUCAAGGCGAAUGAGGUUGGGCCGGCUGUUUUUAGGGACUUUUUGCCGGAGGCUUUGAGGAAUGGGUCGUACCGGGUUGCUCCUGAGCCGUUGGUUGUUGGGACGGGGUUGGAGAGUAUUCAGGAGGGACUCGAGGUGUGGAGAAAGGGUGUUUCGGCGAGGAAGAUUGUCAUUACUCGGUAG